Molecule: messenger RNA, 1314 nt
Organism: Filobasidium floriforme
Lineage: Eukaryota; Fungi; Basidiomycota; Tremellomycetes; Filobasidiales; Filobasidiaceae
Product: ras GEF
Exons: 6
Coding region: 1-1314 (437 amino acids)
Biological process (GO): Ras protein signal transduction; positive regulation of GTPase activity
Cellular component (GO): plasma membrane
Molecular function (GO): guanyl-nucleotide exchange factor activity
Source: RefSeq, a predicted model, not a curated record
AUGAGACCGCCGGUGGAAGAAAAUCCCUCUUAUCUCGCGGUCGAUUAUUCGGAUGACGAUGUCAUCCUGUACAUGGACGGUUCCGUCAAGGCCGGGACGUUGCAGGCGUUGGUUGAACGCUUGACACUGCAUGAUCACCACUCCUUCAAUGCAACGUUCCUCAUGACAUAUCGAUCGUUCGCGACUGGAGUCGAGAUUGUCGAUCGCCUCGCCCGACGGUACAGUAUACAACCGCCGGCUGGUCUCACUCCGGACCAGGUCAGGGACUGGCAGACCAGGAAACAAAAGCCGGUCAAGCUGAGAGUCUUUAAUAUCUUCAAGACUUGGCUCGACCAGUACUUCAACGAGGAAGAGGAUCCCGAGGUGCUCAACAAGAUUGAAACGUUCGCGGAGGAAGUGCUCGCCCGAGACAUUCAGGUCAAGAUGCCGUAUCAAGUGCUUUUGAGAGCGGUACAGCGUCGGAGAACCGUUGGUGACAUCGGCGCUCGACGGUUGACAGUCACGACUGCUCAACCCCCACCUCCAAUCGUUCCCAAAAUCAACUCGUCCCGGGGCGUCCAGUUGCUCGAUAUCGACCCGGAAGAGCUUGCUCGUCAGCUGGCGAUCUUCGAGGCCAAUCUGUACAACCGCAUCAAACCCGUCGACUGCCUCGACACGGCUUGGUCCAGGAGCAACCGCGAGGACGGCGCGAAUAUCAAGGCGAUGAUUUUGACCAGCAACAGGAUGGCAGCCUGGGUCGCUCAGGCCAUUUUGACCCAUAUCGACGCCAAGAAGCGAGCCCAGGUGAUGAAGUAUUUCCUCCAGGUUGCCGAUCACUGCCGCCGGUUCAACAACUUUUCCACCAUGUUCGCCAUCAUGGCGGGCGCCGACUCGACACCAAUCAACCGGCUGAAACGGACCAAAGAUAACCUGAGCACCAAGUCGCAAGCGUUGUGGGAAUCCUUGGACAAGACGUUGGACAUUGGCAGGAAAUAUGCGGGAUAUCGGGAACUAUUGAAACGGAUCAACCCGCCUUGUAUUCCGUUUCUAGGCGCCUACCUGACAUUUCUCACGGCGAUCGAAGAGGGCAACGCCAACAUGUUGCCCUGCCCGACAGACCCUACUCGCAAGCUCAUCCACUUUGCCAAACGCCAGAAAUGCGCCGACGUCAUUCGAGAGAUCCAACAGUAUCAAGCGACGCCUUAUACAUUCAUCAGCUUGCCGGUCGUGCAGACGUUUGUCAGGGAACGAUUGGAAAACGUCGAGAACGGGCCGGACGCUUACGAGUUGAGCUUGAAGUUGGAACCCCGGGAACGGGAAGACGAGAAGAUGUGA